This is a messenger RNA of Rhagoletis zephyria (snowberry fruit fly), 1061 nucleotides long. RefSeq names its product 15 kDa selenoprotein. Lineage: Eukaryota; Metazoa; Arthropoda; Insecta; Diptera; Tephritidae. Gene Ontology annotation, molecular function: oxidoreductase activity. The record is from RefSeq and is a predicted model, not a curated record. Gene Ontology annotation, cellular component: endoplasmic reticulum lumen.
GAUGUCAAACAAGCUGUGUUGUUGAUGUUUUUUCUUUCUAGUUAUCAAAUUGUACGUGUCUUUUGUUUUUUCACUUUUUCAUCAAUUAAAAUUACAAAUAUGAUAAAAUAUGUUUUAUUAUUGUUAGGAAUAUGUGCUUGCAGCAUAUUAGCUGAGUUCACUUCGCAAGAUUGUCGAGAGCUAGGAUUUAUCAAGGCGCAGCUGAUGUGCUCGUCCUGUGAUAAAUUAAAUGAUUUUGGCUUGGAUGCGUUAAAGCCACAUUGUCAGGAGUGCUGCACGCCAGAUAAAUUGCCGGCUGUACAGCGGCUUUGGCCGAAAGCCAUACUAGAAGUGUGUACGUGCAAAUUCCGCGCUUAUCCACAAAUAGCAGCAUUCAUAAAAAGUGGCAGACCAGCGAAAUAUUCAAAUUUACAAAUUAAAUACAUGCGUGGCCUUGAUCCGAUUGUGAAGUUGCUGGACGCGAAAGGCAAUGUGCAAGAGACACUUUCGAUAACCAAGUGGAACACGGAUACGGUUGAUGAAUUCUUCGAAACGCAUCUAGAGAAACCGACAGGAAAGAAGAGCGCCAAGAUUGCCUAUAGCGUGGUGGAAGAGGAAGAUAGUGAUUUUCUUGAAACAAACCGAAUUUAAUGAAAUAUAGUAUUCUUCGUUAGUAAAUUUUUGUAAAGCUAUUUUGGGUUAAUUAAGUAAAUUGUAUUUAUUUGAGUAGCAAACUGUUUUAAUUUCAUUUAAUUCAGGCAAUAGUUGCAUAUUAUGUAUUUAGAAAUAUUACAAGUUUAAUUGUAGAUACAUAUAAGUACAAAAAUUGUAGAAAACGCGUAGCUGGAUGUAAGAAGACGUAUAUAUGUUUUAAUUCCUGUGUCAUUUGUAAAACUACCUCACCUUAAUAUGCUGUUAUCCAAAAUUUAUACCAAUGCCACGCCUUUUUGGUUUUCAAAAAUAUUGAAGUGAUACUGACGUUUUAGCAUUGCGUACAAUGCCCCGAAGAAGUCGUUCAUUUGUUCAUUUGCAUUACUUUUAUUACACGAAAAGCCAAUAAAACACGAAAUCAAAGCCAAAAA